CAGCGGCAGCAGCGAGAGAGAGAGAGAGCGGCAGCGCGGCGGAGCUGGAGCGACAAUGUGACGGUGGACUUCGACUGAGCAGCUUUGUGUUGAUGUGACUGUUUCUCGACACUCCCACACACCAGCCAACCACAGCAGCGUCAUUUGGAUUUACAUAUAACAGAGGAUAUCCUCGCCUUAUUUUAUUUUUUUUAUUUUUUUAUUUUCAUUUUAUUUCCUCAGACAUUGUAAAGCCUCCCUGUGGCUGCGUGCACCUUCUCAGAAAUUGACUGGCAAAGGAAGGCGUGAGGCGCACCAUCAUCCAUGCUCUGUGGAUAUCUCUCCAUCCUUAUUCCUCACACUCGAUAAGGAGCAAAGUGCUCCGUGAAGAUCUCCUCCUGCUUUAUGGGAUUCUUUUUCACGGAGCCGUUUUAUUUUGGAUAAAACAAAUCGGGCAUCAUGAGUUCCAGCGGCUCAGCGGUCGGUGAGCGGAGCUCUGGGCCUAUCCGGUGCCAACGAUGUCGGGACGCCUGCAAAGGAGAGGUCGUACGAGUACAAGACACCCACUUUCACGUCAAGUGUUUCACCUGCACCGUGUGUAACUGUGAUCUUGCACAAUCUGGCUUCUUCCAUAAGAAGGGCGAGUACAUCUGCACGGCAGACUACCAGCGUCUGUACGGCACACGCUGCGACCGCUGUGACAGCUUCAUCACAGGGGAGGUGGUCUCUGCUCUGGGACGCACGUACCAUCCCAAGUGCUUUGUCUGCAGCGUUUGCAGUAAACCCUUCCCCAUCGGAGACAGAGUGACGUUCAGCGGAAAGGACUGCGUGUGCCAGCAGUGCUCGCACAAACUCGUCAAGUCAAAUGAACCGAUCAAGAUCCACGGGCCCAGCCACUGUGCUGGAUGUGGAGCCGAGAUCAAGCAGGGUCAGUCUCUCCUGGCGCUGGAGAAACAGUGGCACGUCAGCUGCUUCCGAUGUCGGACCUGCAACAUGGUGCUCACAGGGGAAUACAUCAGCAAAGAUGGAGUGCCGUACUGCGAGGCAGAUUACCACGCCCAGUAUGGGGUGAAAUGUGAGACCUGCAACAGAUACAUCAGUGGACGCGUUCUGGAGGCAGGAGGGAAGCACUAUCAUCCGACCUGUGCCCGCUGUGUCCGCUGUAACAUGAUGUUCAAAGAGGGAGAGGAAAUGUACCUGACAGGAUGUGAGGUGUGGCACCCAUUAUGCAAGCAGGCUGCCAGGGCGGAGAGGAGACUCAGGCAUAGACGCCUGUCAGAGACCUCCAUCUCUCCACCAGGCUCCUCAGUGGGCUCUCCCAGCAGGGUUAUAUGUGCCACAGUGGAGAAUGAGAUCCUAGAUUAUAAGGACCUAGCUGCCCUGCCAAAGAUCAAGGCCAUAUACGAGGUCCAACAGCCUGACCUCAUAUACCAGCCCUACCACAGAUACACAUCUGAUGACAGGCUAGACACUUACAGCUAUGGGGAGUCACUUGGGACGCUGUCUCCCUAUUCUCAGGUAAACGAUCUUCCUCCCAGUGACUUUGACAGUCUGGAUUUGAAGCACAGGAGGUGUUCCAGUCCAGGUUAUAUAGACUCACCGACAUACAGUCGUCAAGGCAUGUCACCCAUCAUGCCACGCUCCCCACAGCACUAUGCCUACCCUGGCUCUGAGAGUGGCAGGAGUUCACCUUAUUACAGCCAAGAAGGGCGGUCAAGCACACCCACCACUAACCAGCCCCCUAAACAUUUUCAUGUACCAGCCACAGGAGACCCCAACAUCUACAGGAAGCCUCCCAUCUAUAAGAGAACUGACAAUCAUAUGGAAGCAGCCACCAAAAGCAGGACCAGCGAAGACAUCCUCAGAUCCUCCAGACUGUCCACCUACUCUUCCGAGCCAUACACCCCAUCAGAGUCUGACUACUACCCGUACGCCAGCUCCCCCAAGGCCUAUUGGGCGCCGAGACGACGCUUCUCGACAGGAGGAGACGAAGAGAGUUGGAGUCACAGUCUUCAAAGAAUUGGGAGUGGCAUUGGGAGGAUGAUCCUGAAGGAGGAGAUGAAAGCUAGAUCUGGUUCCUAUGACAAUGACCCCUGGGGCAGUGCGAGGAAUUCUCGUUGUGGGAGCAAGGAAGCGCUCAACACUACAGGCUACGGCACCACCGCGUACAACAACACUGUCAACGGCUCUCCCCGGUCUCAGUACAGCACUGACAGUGAUUUUGUCUGCAAGUCUGCCUCACUACCAGGAUAUAGACGCAACGGCAUCCAGAGGCCUCAGAGUGCUGACUGUUACCAGUACCAGUAUGACAGUAGCUCAGAGGUCAACUGGGGCGGCAGAGCAGAGUACAAGAUUUACCCCUAUGAAGCGCUCAUUGUCACCACCAGGGGGCGGAACAGGCUGCCCAAAGAUGUAGACAGAGCCAGACUUGAGCGUCACCUGUCCCCAGAGGAGUUUGUCCAAGUGUUUGGGAUGACGGUGGAGGAUUUUGACCGACUGGCUCUGUGGAAAAGGAACGAGCUAAAGAAACAGGCCCGGCUCUUUUAGUCGUGUGUGGACAUCCACUGAAUAACGCCAUAAACGGAGCCGGAGACUUUUGCUGACUGUCGGAAGGACAGAGAAUGAUGAAUAACUUAACCUCUGUUUCACUGCCAUGGCUGAGAACCUGUUCUAGAUCUCCUCAGACGACGAACCAAAUUCUGGUCACACCGGCCGGCGUGGACUUGUGGCGUGACAAACCGUUACGUGGUUUACAGUGCAUGUGGGGCUGGAGUGGAGUGUAUGCAUCAGAGACUGUCGUGUUGUGCUUUUCUUAAGCUUGGAGGAGGAAGGAAGGCAUGACUGUGCCACUCUAAGGCCACACGAGGGAGCGGAGGUCUGUGACCAGAGCUGCAGUACUUGAAGGUCAAGUGUGUAAAAUGUUGCAAUAUUUAUUGGUGAAGUUGCAUAAUUAUGUUACCUUCAAUUUCUGCCAAAUACACGUAAAUUUGCUUACAUUUUACACACUGGACUUUUAAACAUGAAGAGGAGAGUUUUGGUUUUGCCUUAUUCUUUAUGCUCUUAGUGAUGAGUGUGCAGCACCAGCAAUCUGAAUGAGUAGAAUGUAGAUACAGGACAUCUUUAAUGACACUUUAUCAGAGUGAAUGACGAGACAGGAGGAAUGAGUAUGUGAGCAUACAGUAUCACUUUGUAUUCAUUUACGUGUGUGUGUGUGUGUGUGUGUGUGUGACCUGCUUAGAUUUGUGUGCAAAUGAAAACCAAAG
Solea senegalensis (Senegalese sole) is the source of this 3242-nucleotide messenger RNA. RefSeq names its product actin binding LIM protein family, member 3 (gene ablim3). Gene Ontology annotation, molecular function: actin filament binding. Gene Ontology annotation, biological process: cilium assembly; cytoskeleton organization; lamellipodium assembly. The coding region runs from base 439 to 2526 and encodes 695 amino acids. Gene Ontology annotation, cellular component: stress fiber; actin cytoskeleton. The record is from RefSeq and is a predicted model, not a curated record. The transcript is spliced from 23 exons. Lineage: Eukaryota; Metazoa; Chordata; Actinopteri; Pleuronectiformes; Soleidae.